This is a messenger RNA of Gigantopelta aegis, 3735 nucleotides long. RefSeq names its product E3 ubiquitin-protein ligase MIB1-like. The transcript is spliced from 20 exons. Gene Ontology annotation, cellular component: cytoplasm. The record is from RefSeq and is a predicted model, not a curated record. Gene Ontology annotation, molecular function: protein binding; zinc ion binding; ubiquitin-protein transferase activity. Gene Ontology annotation, biological process: protein ubiquitination. NCBI's taxonomy places the organism in Eukaryota, Metazoa, Mollusca, Gastropoda, Neomphalida, Peltospiridae. The coding region runs from base 409 to 3333 and encodes 974 amino acids.
GAAGAUAUGUGCAAUUCGAUACAUAAUACAAGAACGGACAUGUUAUCUGGGUUAAACACGAACACAGAGACAUUCAAAAAAGUCGAUCGAUAAAAUAUAUCGGCGAGCGGAGGCGACAUAUUUCAAACAAACGUUUGGAUUAGCAGACAGAAACUGUAUGAUAACCUCUUCAAGUGAAUAUCAGCUGACGUUCCCAAAGUGCGUCACCAAACCAAAGCGGAGUCGUAGGGGAUUCCCCGGAAGUUUACGUAAAUGCGCAUAAGGCCUCUACAGUAUUAUAAUAGUUAUUCUUGGAAAGCAGUGUUUAUGCAAUGAAUAGAAAUCAUAACCAGUAGAAGAUAUACUACAGUGAGGUUUGCAGGUAGAUUUUCUUUCUAGUCUCCUUUCCUUCACAGUGAACUCAGCAAAAUGUCGCUGCUUCUGGGUACACGAGUUGUCCGCGGUCCUGACUGGAAAGGUAAAGACCAAGAUGGCGGCAAAGGUCACGUCGGGACGGUGACCCACAUAUUUGAGAGCAGGGUCACGGUCAUCUGGGAUUCCGGAAGAGAAUUUAACUACAUUGCAGGGGCAAAGGGAAUAUUUGAGCUAAAAAUCUUCAACAGUGGACCAACAGGCAUAUUUCACAGUGACACUGGGUGUGAAGCCUGUUCGGAAAGCCCUAUUAUUGGAAUUCGAUGGAAGUGUGCCAGCUGUGACGACUUGGACCUCUGCACGCGCUGUUACAUGACGAAAGAACACGACAUUUCUCACGAGUUCUUACGUCGCCUGUCGGAAACUUCUCCGGUAACUCUGGUGCCACCAAGAUCAGGAAGUAAACGCAUACAGUCCGAAGGUCUGUUCGUAGAAGCGGAAGUGAUUCCUGGUCCUGACUGGAAAUAUGGAAACGAAGAAGGUGGCUUGCUAGGGACGAUCAAAACCGUCUUCUCCAGUGGGGUCGUAGUUGUCGAGAGGUCAGACACGCCUGAGGAUUUAACUGAGUACAGGGUUGGUGCGGAGGGGAAGCUGGAUAUCAUAGCUGUCGAGGAAACCAAUGGUUGGAAGUAUUUCAACAACCAUUUACCAGUUUUAGACACUCGUGAUGAAAGCGAUACAGUCCGGUUGUUGUUAGGAGACAAAGUUCGCGUGGAUGUUACUCUUGAAGAGUUUCGGCGAGUCCAGAACCAGUCGGAGAGUUCAGAUUGGGCAGACGACAUGAGUCAGUGCUUGACAGAAAUGGGGACAGUGGUUGGGAUGGAGGAUGGAGAGCCGUGGGUACACGUUCAAUACCAAGAUUCCAAGCGUUGGAAACUAAUGAAAAGCCUUUUGACACUGGUGCACUCGUUCUCUGUGGGAGAAAAGGUAGAAAUAAUCUCAGAUGUCGACCUUGCUAUGAUUCUUCAGUUUGGACACGGCAGCUGGAGUGUUGAGAUGAAGGAGGCCCUUGGCAAGACGGGAAUAAUUGAGUGGAUUGACUCUGACAGAGAUCUGAAAGUGGUUAUAGGCGAUCGAGCGUGGAUCUUCAGUCCCGUGUGCUGUUCUCCCGUAAACAGACGAGCAAGAAUUUCGAGUCCGGCAUCUGUGUCCAGUUCCACCAGUGAUUCUGACAUGUCGUCUGGUCUUAGCUCUGGAACAGUGUCCUCGAGCUAUUCAGGGCUCGAUGAAUCUUUGUAUCGGUUACUGGUGGACUUGAGUACUAGAACACAGGUGAAAUUCAUCAAGGCUGCAGCAAGCGGUGACGUGAACACUGUCAGAGAACUGGCGAAGUCCAGAGACGUUCAGAAAGACGUUAAGGAGCAGGGAAUGGCCGCUAUACACGUGGCCUGUCUCAAGGGACACCUGGAGGUAGUGGAGACACUGUUUGACUUGUUUGUCGAUAUUGACCUGCGAGACAAUGACGACGAUACGCCGUUACAUUGUGCAGCAUUUGGGAACCACGUGAGCAUUGCGACGAUGUUGUUGCAAAACGGCGUGCAGAAAAACUCCAAGAAUACACAAAUGUUGACGCCAUUACAUGUUGCUGUACAGAGAAAAAAUGUUGACUGUGUUAAACUUCUUAUAGAGUCGGGGUGUGAUCCAAAUACACAGGACAAAGAUGGCGACACGCCGCUUCAUGACGCAAUCAGAGAUGGUGACAGUGACGUCAUUAAGUGUUUUGAAAGCUGUCGCACACUUAACCUGAAAAUCUUCAACACGGACGGAUUGAAUGCAUUCCAUGUCGCCUGCUCGGCAAUGUCGGGCAAAACUGAGUUUGUUUCAUUCCUAAUGACACAGGAUCGCGCAAUAGCAAACAUUCCGACCAGAGUGGGGCAGUUUUACCCAAUACACACAGCCGCUUUGAAUGGAUAUACCAAUAUGGUCGCCACAUUAAUAAAUGAUGGGUCGGCUGAUGUCAACGCUAGAACGGAACGACUCCAAACAGCCCUGCACAUGGCGGUGAUGUCAUGCAACCUACAGAUUGUCGAAAAUCUUUGGGUAAAAGGGACAGAUGUGAAUGCGCAGGAUCACAAAGGUAACACACCACUACACGUUGCGAUGAUGGAAGAGCGGACCGACGCUACGAUGGAAGAUCCACGUAAAGACGCAGAUAAUGAUACCUAUGAAAUAAAAUGCUUUCUAGUAGAACAUGGCGCCAAACUGGAUAUCAAGAAUCACGAUGACAAAACACCUCUCGAUAUGCUACAGAGCAAGGAAGCAAAGGUGUUAUUAAAACGGAUUGCCAAGACACGUCGACAGUCCUCAGAGGCGGUGCAGUGUGAGCGACUUCCGGCCUACUGGGACGCCAUGACGGAUGAUAACGAGGUGAAAGUUGUCUCCCUGCCCGAACAUUCGGAGGAAUUCAAAAUGGUGGAGAAAAACAUGAAACUGUCGCUGACGAACCCCACGAUUGUCAGUAUAAAGCGAAUACAGAACGUUUCCAUGUGGCGCCAGUAUGCACUCCGCAAAGAAAACAUGGAAAGGGAGUACGGAACUGGUUUAGCCAACGAAAUGACUCUCUUCCACGGAACCACUGAAGAUGCAGCAACAAAGAUUCCAUACCAGAAUAUCGACUUCCGGUUAGCUGGGUCCCGAGUCGGCGCCAUUUUCGGGCGCGGGGCAUAUUUUGCCGUUGAUGCCAAAAUGUCAGAUACAUACGCGAAACCCAGUCAGAACAAUCACAAGUUCAUGUUCCUGGCGAAGGUGCUGCUGGGAAAGUAUAAGAAAGGAAGUGGUGACAUGCAGAAGCCGCCGAUUGUUGAUUCGUCGAAUGCACUCAAGCAUGCGGAUUCAACUGUCGACAACGAAGAAGGUCCCCGAAUAUUUGUUCUGUAUAGUGAGACGCAGAUUUACCCUGAACAUCAAAUCGAGUACAAAUAAUAUUACCAUACUAGCAGGAACAGAAAAUAUCAUUUGCUUGUGCUUAUAUAUCCAGUGAAGGUUCAGGCACGUCUAUCCUAUGUACUUCGCCAACAACGGUUAUGUCUGGGACAUGAUUGCGUAAUCGUUAGAGACAGGGGAGGGGUGGGGCAACUGCCCCCCCCCCCCCCCCCACGUCCCCACGGCUGGAGCAAAUCCUCAAAUUCUGGCAAAAACGAUAGAGAUAUUUGGACAAAUUGAGCUUGUCUAAAACUUUUUCACCGUGUAGUUCCAUCAUGCUACCCACAAUAUUAAUUGUAAUCUAUGUUAAAAUGUGUAAUGAUUGGUUUGCAACCCUAUAUAACAUUUUGGAAGCAUUAUUAAUAUGAAUAAAUAUCGUCAUUCAUUUCAUUUUAUGUCAAC